AUGGAGCUAUUGAGAUCUUCAUUAGAGCUGGGAGAUGGUGAAGGAGUGACAUUUAUGUCAGAUAUACAGAAGGGUUUGCUGGAUGCUGUGUCUACUGUGGUACCUAAAUCACAUCAUAGAUGGUGUGUUAGGCAUCUUAAAGAUAAUUGGAGCAAGAAUUGGAGGGGUUUAGAGAAGAAAAAAUUACUAUGGUGGUGUGCUUGGAGCACUUAUGAAGAAGAAUUCAAAGAUCAUUUGAAUACAAUGGGUGAUAUUAAUGAAAAUGCUGCUAAAGAUCUCAUAUGGUACCCACCCCAAAACUGGUGUAGGUCUUACUUUGAUACCACAUGCAAGAACUACAUGGUCAUGACUAUGUUGAAAGAUCGUGAAGAGGAACGUAGAAUUUGGAGAGGAGAAUUUAGUCCUUAUGCCAUGGAGUUGCUGAAUGAUUUCACACAGAAUGCACAAGGGUGUGAAGUUGUUUUUAAUGGAGAUAAUGGAUAUGAAGUUGUUGAAGGUGCACACAGGCAUACAGUCAAUCUUCUACUUAAGAAGUGUACAUGUAGGACAUGGGACUUGUCAGGAAUACCAUGUCCUCAUGCCAUCAAAGCUUUAGAUAAUAACAAAGAAGAUCCAUUGAGUGAAGUGCAUUGGUGGUAUUCAAAGAAAGCCUACAUGUUGGUGUACAUGCAUAAACUACAACCAGUAAGAGGUGAUAAAUUCUAG
Nicotiana tabacum (common tobacco) is the source of this 705-nucleotide messenger RNA. Lineage: Eukaryota; Viridiplantae; Streptophyta; Magnoliopsida; Solanales; Solanaceae. The record is from RefSeq and is a predicted model, not a curated record.